UUGAAAACAUUCCUUAGGUUCUUUGGUUCAAAGUUGGGUUCGAAAACAUCAUUUUUGCCUAAAAAUGACCUAGAACGUACGACCCAAUUAGCCUUAAAUGUGACUACUACGUAUAUAAUUGCAUUUACAUGUGUAAACAAAGUAUAUAAUUGCACUUACAUGUAAAAUAUUCUUUGCAUUUACAUGUGUAAACAAAGUAUAUAUAAUUGCAUAUUUUAUCGAAUGUGUAGUGCUUUUCGGAGUUACAAGAGACUAGGUGGACAAUCUAAGGGAACUAAAUUAACAUGGAUUCCAGCACAGUGUGCUCAACAACCGGGAUCACUAGAUUGUGGCUACUACGUCAUGCGUUUUAUGUACGACAUAAUAAUGAAUCAUGCUAAUAGUCAAGAUCUUACUAAGGAUUUUUCAAGAACAUUGCCUUAUUCAGCGGAGGAGAUUAAUGAGGUGAAAGAUUUUUGGGCAGAUUACUUCAUGAACAAUGUCGAAUUUUUAGCUUAAUUUGUAAUAUGAACUUGAUCUCUAGCUAUAUAGCUACGUACCUUUGUUGUAAUAAUUUUAUGUUUGUUGUAACAUGUUGGUUGAUCGAUCUAUGACGAAUUUAAUUGCCUUUUAUUGGGAACGUUAAUUACGUUGUAAACUUUUGUGACAGGUAUUAAUUAUAAAUGUAUUCCCUGUAUUGGGAAUGAACCGUCUAAUUUCAAAGACGAUCAUGUCGGAAUUUCCAACUAAUAUUAAAAAACGAAUAUUUUUUUUAAUAAAAAUAAGUCAUUUGCAACGCACGUUAGCUCAAUGUGCGAGGCAAAUGACUUAAUUUUUUGGCGCUAAAAUUGUCAUUUGCGUCGCACAUUAAGCUAUUGUGCGUGGCAAAUGAC
Molecule: messenger RNA, 872 nt
Organism: Spinacia oleracea (spinach)
Lineage: Eukaryota; Viridiplantae; Streptophyta; Magnoliopsida; Caryophyllales; Amaranthaceae
Exons: 3
Coding region: 184-498 (104 amino acids)
Source: RefSeq, a predicted model, not a curated record